CCCGCCUGUGCCCCGCCCCCGCGGCGCUAGCGGAGCCAAGAUGGCGACCGAGCUGGAAUACGAGUCUGUGCUGUGUGUGAAGCCUGACGUCAGCGUCUACCGGAUUCCGCCGCGGGCCUCGAACCGCGGCUACAGGGCGUCUGACUGGAAGUUAGACCAGCCUGAUUGGACUGGUCGCCUGCGAAUCACUUCAAAAGGGAAGAUCGCCUACAUCAAACUGGAGGAUAAAGUUUCAGGGGAACUCUUUGCUCAGGCGCCAGUAGAACAGUACCCUGGUAUUGCUGUGGAGACAGUGACAGACUCCAGCCGCUACUUUGUGAUCAGGAUCCAGGAUGGUACCGGCCGAAGUGCGUUUAUUGGCAUUGGCUUCACAGAUCGGGGUGAUGCUUUCGACUUUAACGUUUCGCUGCAAGAUCACUUCAAGUGGGUAAAGCAGGAAACUGAGAUUUCCAAAGAAUCUCAGGAGAUGGAUAAUCGUCCCAAGUUGGAUUUAGGCUUCAAGGAAGGACAGACCAUCAAGUUGAGUAUUGGGAACAUUACAACCAAGAAAGGAGGUGCUUCUAAGCCCCGGGCCACAGGGACUGGAGGCCUGAGCUUACUCCCACCUCCACCUGGAGGCAAAAUUACUAUUCCCCCACCAUCCUCAGUUGCCAUCAGCAACCACGUCACCCCACCACCUAUUCCAAAAUCUAACCAUGGAGGUAGUGACGCAGGAAUCCUUUUAGAUUUGGAUUCCCCUGCUCCUGUCACGACUUCAGCACCGGCGCCAGUUUCUACGAGCAGUGACUUGUGGGGAGACUUCAGCACUGCGUCCAGCUCUGUUCCGAACCAGGCGCCACAGCCGUCCAACUGGGUCCAGUUCUGAGUAUCAUUGGCAAGAUGUUAAGGACACACUUGAAGAAUGAAUGACCUUGAGGGCACCAUUCUAUGAGGGAGUUGAGGGACCGCUUCAUUUCCCAGAACCAAAUCAGUGGACAAUCUUUUCCAUAGCUUCUCUGUUGCUUUCAGGCUGGAUUAUUUUGUUACCUCUGUGUUACUUGCUGUAUAAGCCAGGAGACCGCCUGCUGUUUCCUGCUCACAACUGAGGCAGGGGAGUAGUGGAAAUUAUCACACUGACCGACUGCAGAGUUCAGAAAGCCGCCUGUGAGAGUAAGAGUGACCUCUGACAUAUGUAAAUUCUUGAACUUAUUUCAGAAUCAUUCAUGAUUCCUGUGUAUCUGUUUGUGAUGCCCUAGUUAGCAAUUUCAGGAGAGACAAUGCCUUGUAACGGUCUUUCUCGUAACCCGAGAAAUAUAAAUGGGCAGACUGGCCUCCAUACUUACCAUGUUAGGAUUUUCAUGAGGGAAGGUUUGCAGAAGCCGUAUCUGGCUCUCUUCUGUAAGGCCUCCUUCAGGCUUACCCUAUUCAGUGAGCAUCCAGUGAGCCACAGCACCACCACCUUGUGUGUUUACGUCUUUUCCUCUGAUGAAAGGCUCGGGUUGGUGGCGCCUCACAGUUUUCUGCGUGUUGAAUAGUGCAGCAUCCUUGAUGAUGGCUGUUUCUGAGAUGAAGGAGAUGGAGGCUGUGCUUUCCGAGUUGUAGUCUGCAGAGGCGUUUCUGCUGCAUUUGAAGCAUAGCAUUAACUUUUAUUCACCCCAUGUUUGACCUAAGGUAAGCGUUUUAACGUGAUGUGUAGAGCAGAGAGGUGGAAGCACUUAGCUGUCAUGCAGUACCACAUGCCUUGCUGCCUAAUGAUGGAGGUGGGUCAUCUUUCUAUCUGUUGUUUUAUUGGUUAAGUAAUAAAGAAACUGCCUUGGCCCCUUUAAUAGGACAGAAAAUUAGGUAGGCGGAGUAAACAGAGAGAAUGCUGGGAGAAAGAAACUGAGUCAGGAGUCGCCAUGAUUCUCCCACUCCAGACAGACGCAGGUUAAGAUCUUUCCUGGUAAGCCAGCUCGUGGUACUACACAGAAUAUUAGAAAUGGGUUAGAUCAAUAUGUAAGAGCUAGCCAAUAAGAGGCUGAAACUAAUGGGCCAGGCAGUGUUUAAAAGAAUACAGUUUCCGUGUAAUUAUUUGGGGGCAUAAGCUAGCCAUGCGGGCGGCUGGGUGCCGGGGACGCAGCCCUGCAGCUCUUAUUACAACAGCCUGGUCUGGAGCCUCGUCAUUAGCAUUUCCUUUAGUCCGCUUAGCUGGUCCAUGGAAAGCUGCUAUUAGAUAAUUGUCAGUGUGGAGGAGGCUGCGUCACAGCUUUAUCUGUCACAGCCUUUGCCCCAGACUUUGAUCCCCAGCUAGGAUAUCUUAAAGCAAGUUUCCGUCCUAUCACUUCCUCGUCCUCUGCCCACCAUUCCUUUUACAAUACUGUGAAGAGGGUCCUGUUCAGGUCAGUGGGUACUGUCCGUUUUGUGUGCUGGGCAGUUUGAGGAUGAGGGUGGAAUGGAGAAUUUACCUUCUGGGAGCACCUGUUUGGAUAUGUACAUUCUGGCUGAAGAGGGUUCUUACAUUUAAUUUCAAACACAUUAUUUCCUCUGGAUAUUUUUCUUAGCUUUUUCAGACUUGGGGUCCAUUUGUUCGCAUUGCCAUCCCCUUUCCAGGCAGCUCUCUUUUUGCAGAGCCAUGGCAGGACAAUUAAGGUUCCAAUAAGAACACUAAGAGGAAAAUAUAGAAAAUAUAGUGACUAUUGGGAAACCUAUUUUCUCAAUCUUCCUCCAUUUUGUGUUAUUUGUAUUCUUAAGAUGAUAAUAUAUUAUGUAUUUGAAUUGUUGAAAAUUGAAAAUGAAGUUGAAGAUAUAUGUAUAUAAAGCGUAUGCUGUAUUGGUGCAAUAAUGGUAAUUAAAGAUAUGAAAAAAAGG
Messenger RNA from Chionomys nivalis (European snow vole), 2826 nucleotides. RefSeq names its product NECAP endocytosis associated 1 (gene Necap1). Gene Ontology annotation, biological process: endocytosis. The transcript is spliced from 8 exons. The record is from RefSeq and is a predicted model, not a curated record. Gene Ontology annotation, cellular component: clathrin vesicle coat; membrane. The coding region runs from base 41 to 865 and encodes 274 amino acids. NCBI's taxonomy places the organism in Eukaryota, Metazoa, Chordata, Mammalia, Rodentia, Cricetidae.